CAGGCAGAAAUGUCAAAGCCAGCACGUGCUGUCAAACUGACAUCGCCUAUCGGGUGCAAGAAAUCGCGAGAACUCUCCAGCGGCAGAGAUCAACCCAGCGACACAAGAUGGCACAGAGCAAGCUGAACGAUUUGGCUGGCAAAUUCGGCAAGGGUGGUCCGCCCGGUCUGACCACGGGGCUGAAGGUGCUGGCGGCCGUCGGGGCAGCUGCGUACGGCAUCAAGAACUCGAUGUACACGGUCGAAGGUGGCCAUCGUGCGAUCAUCUUCAACCGUAUCGGCGGUGUCGGUGACGAUGUGUUCUCGGAAGGAUUGCACUUCCGCGUGCCCUGGUUCCAGUAUCCGAUCAUUUACGACAUCCGCUCCCGGCCGCGCAAAAUCUCCUCCCCGACCGGUUCGAAGGAUCUGCAGAUGGUGAACAUUUCGCUCCGGGUGCUGUCCCGCCCGGACGCCCGCAAGCUCCCGGUGAUGUACCGCCAGCUGGGCCAAGACUACGACGAGAAGGUGCUGCCCUCGAUCUGUAACGAGGUGCUGAAGAGCGUGGUGGCCAAGUUCAACGCUUCCCAGCUGAUCACGCAGCGCCAGCAGGUGUCGCUGCUGAUUCGCCGUGAGCUGGUGGAGCGGGCGGCCGAUUUUAACAUCAUCCUGGACGAUGUGUCACUGACGGAGCUGAGCUUCGGGCGGGAAUACACGGCGGCGGUCGAAAGCAAACAGGUGGCGCAGCAGGAAGCACAGCAGGCCGCCUUCCUGGUGGAGCGGGCCAAGCAGGAACGUCAGCAGAAGAUCGUACAGGCGGAGGGUGAAGCGGAGGCGGCGAAAAUGUUGGGUAUAGCCGUGGCCGAAAAUCCCGGCUACCUGAAGCUGCGCAAGAUCCGUGCCGCGCAGAACAUUGCCAGGACGAUCGCAAACUCACAGAACCGAGUGUACCUCUCUGCCAACAGCCUGAUGCUGAACAUUCAGGACGAUACGUUCGACGACAUGUCGAAGAAAGUUUCAAGAAAAUAAGUACGCAAGCGCAGGUGCAUUUUAAGAACCUAUUUGCCUAAAACCGUUAAUACCAUACUGCGAAACGAAAGAAAGAGAGAGGGAGACAGAACGUUAAUAGAAACUAGUUAAGCGAAGCAUAACAGUGUGCGUGCGUGUGUGUGGGUCGAUACAUAGGAGUGCAAAUUUGGGACAAAAUGAUGGCAAACGACGACGAGCCGUGACCACCACCACCUUCCUCCUUCUCCACCAAGCAGCGCAGCGUGUAGUAGUACCGUACCGUGUACUGGCGGGUGAAGACGAUGAUCGGUCAGGGAAAUUGCAAGAUGGAUUAUGUGCCGCGAUUUCAUGUUCCUUUCCGGGAUUCUAUCCCCCAGCCGCUGAGCCUCUCUCCGUCUCUAAUUCUAAUGCCUUUAACGAUCUGCCUCCGGGUUAUUGUGUGAGCAAAGGCGUGCUCACCCAACGCAAAACUCUGGAAUAGGUCAGCAGUUGCGAGGAUGAUAGUUUUGUUUCCUCUUUCCCCCUCUGUAUAAUCAUCGUGUAAUCAGCAGGGAAGCAAGGGCAAUUAAAUAGAAUGAGAGAAGAGGGAGACAGAGCGAGAGAUUGAGAGGGAUAGAGAGUGUGGGGCACACAAGAGAUCGCUUCGUUUGGUGUAUGGUAAAAAGAAACGCGCGUGUCGCAGUAAGCGCAGGUUGCAUUUUUGUUUAGUUUAGUCGUUAAGAGGGCGCAUUUCGAGUGAGCGAAUAAAGUAGAAGGAAUUGGGGUUGUUCUCAGUUCCCGCUCCAUCUCCAUCA
This is a messenger RNA of Anopheles merus, 1777 nucleotides long. Its product is annotated as prohibitin-2-like. Gene Ontology annotation, cellular component: mitochondrion; membrane. The transcript is spliced from 5 exons. Gene Ontology annotation, biological process: mitochondrion organization. The coding region runs from base 108 to 1004 and encodes 298 amino acids. Lineage: Eukaryota; Metazoa; Arthropoda; Insecta; Diptera; Culicidae. The record is from RefSeq and is a predicted model, not a curated record.